CAGCGCCCAUGGAGUAAAAAUCUAGAUCUAGAAGAUCUAGAUCUAAGUUUAGAAUAUCUAUUUUUUUAAAAAUAUAAAAUAAUCUAGAUCUAUAUUUAAAACAACAAACUAGGCCGACUUCUUACUAGAAUUAGAUCUAGCAGCCCCCUUACAAAGAUGUCAGUCCUACCAAGUGACACAGGGCUGGAUAAGAUUGGCAUAGCUACAGGAACUCACUUAAAUAUUGCCCUCACUACAUCCACUGAUCCGUUGAGUGCUAUUCAAGAAUUUCAGAACCUCAAUGGUAUCGAUGCAGAAUCUCUGAAGAUCGCUCUGCCUUUCCUGGACUUGCAUGGGGUGAAAAGGCUAACUCUCAACCUGUCGAUUUUUGAAACUGUCAGAGAAAGGCUCUUGCAGAAAAUUGCGGAGCUAGCUGCAAGCAGUGAGCCUGAUGCCAUCCAGAAGCUUGAGACCCUGCUGGACAACAGCUUUCCUGCCAUCAAAAACAAGGACAUCAGACCUGUGGUCCUGGCCGUGAUGAAACAUCUCCCUAAAGUAAAAGAUGAGUACCUGCAGCAGCUGCUAGAUGACAAAGAACUGUACAAUGAAGCAUCCACCGAAGUGAAGCGACAGAUCUGGGAAAAUAAUCAAGCCCUGUUUGGUGACGAAGUUCAGCCUUUGCUGGCCAAAUACUUGAAAGAGAAAGAGUGGUCUCUGUAUCGUCAUGACAGCCCCGGCCUCACAUUUUUCUCCUCAAACCCAAAGCAGCGGAGGCAGAAAGAAACUUUGACGCAGCUCCUUGAGAUGAUUGGCUCUAACGUGAAGUUGUACGACAUGGUGCUGCAGUUUCUACGGACACUCUUUUUGCGAACAAGAAAUACGCACUAUUGUACAUUAAGGGUGGAACUUCUGAUGGCCAUCCAUGACCUGGAGCUGAACGCCAUCUGCUCCAAAGACCCGUGCCACAAGUUCACCUGGUGCGUUGACGCCUGUAUCAGGGAGAAAGCUGUCAACACAAUGAGGGCUAGGGAGCUGCAAGGAUUUUUAGAUUCCGUUAAAAAAGGGCAAGAAUUUGUUUUAGGUGACCUGUCUAUGGUUCUGUCUGACCCUUAUGCACUGAAUAUCAUUCUACAGUCCUUGAUGAAGAUGUUACAAACUUGUGUCAACACAGAUACAUUACCUAGGGACAACCCUGACCUACAACUCCUGUGCAGGAUGACAGCUCUUGGCCUCAAUGCCUGGGAGAUGAUUGACAGUGGAAAUUUUAAAGAGCCAAAAAUUGAACCAACAUUCUUCACAAAGUACCUUGCCUACAUUGUGUCCCUGAUGGCUGAAGAUCAGAUCAGGUUUUUCUCCUCCAAAAUCCCCGGGGAGAAACCUUUAAUGCCGCCCAUCCCCCCAGACAUGUACGCCAGCUGGAUAAGUCAGAGUCCCCUGGCUAGUAUGGUUGCCAUGUACUACUGUUUACAGUGUGCUCGGCUGAAGGACAGACCUGCAGUGGUUCAGAUGCUGCCAACAUUAAUCCAUUGUGACAACGACCGGGCUUUCAGCGACACAUUCCUCCAUUGCUUGUCCUCGUACCUCAUUCACAUGAAAGAUGAGUUUCAACAUGAGGAUUUUUGUUCAGCUGUUCUAGAUGAGUUUUUCAUGCCAGCAUCCUCGAGAGAACAUGUGUUGCGACAUUUACUACGUCUGCUUAUGUACGUGCACCACAAAAUGUCUCGGCCCAGGCUGGAAGCCAUCAUAGAAGAUUUAGCCUCGGACAAAGAUAUGUCCGAGUCAGUUCGCUCCACGCUUGAGAUUUUGCAAGAAAAAAUCUCCACCUUUGAGCCGAGUCCGAUGCCAAGCCCAGAAAAACUAGACUCGCCUUUGAUGAGUGUACCAGCCCCGACCCCAGCGCCACAUCGGUGAUGGACACGGUUGAUUGAUCACCAAUUUAUCACCAUCAUCCUCUCAUGCCAUAUUACAUGUUUCAUUGCAUUAGAAAUAAAUUU
Molecule: messenger RNA, 1973 nt
Organism: Physella acuta
Lineage: Eukaryota; Metazoa; Mollusca; Gastropoda; Physidae
Product: negative elongation factor B
Biological process (GO): negative regulation of transcription elongation by RNA polymerase II
Cellular component (GO): nucleus; NELF complex
Source: RefSeq, a predicted model, not a curated record